Molecule: messenger RNA, 540 nt
Organism: Tilletiopsis washingtonensis
Lineage: Eukaryota; Fungi; Basidiomycota; Exobasidiomycetes; Entylomatales
Product: MSF1-domain-containing protein
Exons: 3
Biological process (GO): phospholipid transport
Cellular component (GO): mitochondrial intermembrane space
Molecular function (GO): phosphatidic acid transfer activity
Source: RefSeq, a predicted model, not a curated record
AUGCCGCAGACCUACCUCGGCGGCUACACGCUCGCCUACGCCUGGCCACAGGCCGCCUUCGGCGUGCUGCACAAGUAUCCCAAUGCGCAGACCACACACGUCACCUCCGUCGAUGUGAUUGAGCAGCGCUUCGAUGCCGCGUCCGGCCUGCUGCGCCUCGAGCGCAUUCUGGGUGUCGUGCAGGGCGCGCCGGGCUGGGUGACGCGGCUGCUGGGCGGCCCGGACGAGACGUUUGUGAGGGAGGUGGUCAUGAUUGACCCGGCCAGCUCGCUGCUCGAGAUGACGUCGACAAAUCUCACGCUCUCGCAGUUCCUCCUCGUCAAAGAGUACAUCACGUACACUCCAACGGCCGGCGGCGGCGUCGCGCAGCCGUGCGGCACGCAGUUCAGCCAGCGCGCCCUCAUCCAGGCCGGCAAUCUGGGCCUCGCGGCCGUGGCGCGCAAGGUCGAGGGCUGGAGCGUGAGUCGCUUCGGGAGCAAUGCGGCAAAGGGCAAGCUGGGCAUCGAGGAGGUGCUGCGCAACAUGUGGAGCAACGCCAGU